AUGGGAGACCAAGAAGGAGCACAAGGGCAAGACAAUCUUCCCCAAGGUGCGUUUAGUUUCCCCCAAGAGGAGAACCAAGUGCUUAAGAAAUGGGAUCAACUCGAUGCUUUUCAACGCACACUAGAGCUUACUAAAGACUUGCCGCCAUUUGCCUUUUUCGAUGGACCACCUUUUGCCACGGGUACGCCUCAUUACGGGCACAUUUUAACUUCGACGGUGAAGGACAUUAUUCCGCGAUAUGCUACUAUGAAUGGGUUUCAUGUUGAGAGGAGGUUUGGUUGGGAUACACAUGGUUUACCGGUAGAGCAUGAGAUCGACAAGAAAUUGGGCAUUACCUCCAAAGAAGACGUUUACGCUAUGGGUAUUGACAAGUAUAAUGCCGAGUGUAGGGCUAUUGUGAUGAGGUAUGCAGACGAGUGGAGGAGGUCCAUCAAGAGACUCGGAAGAUGGAUUGAUAUGGACAAUGACUACAAGACCUUGUACCCCGAGUUUAUGGAAUCCGUUUGGUGGGCCUUCAAACAGUUGUUUGACAAGAAUGCCGUUUACAGAGGAUUGAGAGUCAUGCCCUAUUCAACAGGAUGUACUACCCCUUUGUCCAACUUUGAAGCCCAGCAAAAUUAUAAGGAGGUUAAUGAUCCAGCUAUUACAAUAGCCUUUCCAUUAGUCGAUGAUCCAGAUACCAUAUUGGUUGCGUGGACCACUACUCCUUGGACCUUGCCCGCAAACAUUGCACUAGCCGUCAAUCCUACGUUCACAUAUGUGAAAAUCUAUGACGAAAAAGCUAAAAAAAAUUAUAUCUUAUUGGAAGAAUUGUUGACCACUUUGUACAAGAAGCCAGCCCAAGCCAAAUUUAAAGUGGUUGAAAGGGUACCUGCGGAAAAGUUGCUUGGAUUGAGAUAUGUUCCUCUUUUUGACUAUUUUUACGAUACAUUUAAAGAUUAUGGUUUCAAAGUUAUUGCUGGUUCAUAUGUUACCAACGACUCUGGUACCGGUAUAGUACACCAAGCUCCCUCAUAUGGUGAGGAGGAUUUCACCUGUGCUACAGCAGCAGGUGUUAUCAAUGAAAAAAGACCACCUCCAAGUGUCGUUGAUGAUGCCGGUAAAAUGACAUCCGAAGCAAAGUUGGUUAGCGGAAUGUAUUUCAAAGAUGCCGAUAAGGUUAUCAUCAAAAAGUUGGUGGAAGAGGGAAGGAUUUUGGUCAACUCGCAGGCUAAGCACUCGUACCCAUUUUGUUGGAGGUCGGAUACACCCUUGAUGUAUAGAACAGUUCCUGCAUGGUUUGUAAGAGUUGGCGAAGUGAUUCCGGAAAUGUUGGAGAAUGUUGAAAAAACAAGCUGGGUCCCAUCAAACGUGAAGGAGAAGAGAUUUUCCAACUGGAUUGCUAAUGCUAGAGACUGGAACGUGUCUAGAAACAGAUACUGGGGUACUCCAAUACCAAUUUGGGUGAGCGAGGACUUUGAAGAGAUGGUUUGCGUUGGGUCCAUCGAUGAAUUAAAAAAACUAUCUGGCCGCGACGACAUUACAGAUAUACAUCGUGAAAGUAUUGACUCCAUAACCAUUCCAUCAAAGAAAGGUAAAGGAAACUUGAAGAGAAUUGAAGAAGUGUUUGACUGUUGGUUUGAAUCUGGUUCAAUGCCCUAUGCAUCCAAACAUUAUCCAUUUGAAAACAAGCAGAAAUUCUUGGAUGCGUUCCCUGCCAACUUUAUUGCGGAAGGGUUGGAUCAAACCAGAGGUUGGUUCUACACAUUAACUGUUUUAGGUACACAUUUGUUCAAUACUGCUCCAUAUAAAAAUGUUAUUGUUACUGGUAUUGUGUUGGCAGCUGAUGGUAAAAAAAUGUCGAAACGGUUGAAAAAUUACCCAGAUCCAGGAUUGAUUUUGGAAAAAUAUGGUGCUGAUGCCUUGAGAUUGUACUUGAUUAACUCGCCCGUUCUUAGAGCCGAAACUUUGAAAUUCAAAGAAGAAGGUGUUCGGGAAAUUGUUUCUAGUGUUCUUUUGCCAUGGUACAAUUCCUUCAAGUUCUUUAAAGAUAGUACAGAUUUGUACGAAAAGAAUACCGGUGAGAAGUUUGUUUACAAUCCAAAUUUGAAGUCACACAAUGUGAUGGACAGGUGGUUGUUAGCUUCUAUUCAAUCGUUGAUUAAAUUUAUUCACGAGGAAAUGAACAGCUACAGAUUGUAUACUGUUGUUCCAAGACUAUUACAAUUUAUCGAUGCUUUGACGAAUUGGUAUAUCAGAUUCAACCGUCGUAGAAUCAAGGGAUACUCCUCAGACGACGUUGAAGAUACAAAGAAUGGGCUCAAUACUUUAGUUGAAGCGUUAUUGAUUUUAUCAAGAGCAAUGGCCCCAUUUACUCCGUUCUUGGCUGAUGGUAUUUACCAACGGAUCAGGGAGUACUUUACUGAAGAGCUUUUAGGGGAUAUUGUCAUUAAUCCAGAGGUUAAAGAUUUUGGUUCUGUGCAUUUCUUAAUGUAUCCAAAAGUCCGAGAAGAGUAUUUUGAUGAAGAUAUUGAAAUUGCUGUUGCAAGAAUGCAAAAAGUGAUUGACUUGGGAAGAAACAUAAGGGAAAAGAACACCAUUUCUCUCAAGACACCAUUACAAACAUUGGUUAUUAUCAAUGCUGAUCCAAAUUACCGCAAGGACGUUGAAUCGUUACAGGGUUAUAUCAGCAGCGAGUUGAAUGUCAGAGACAUUAUUAUAACAGAAGAUGAAUCCAAAUAUGGUGUUAAGUACUCACUUGUUGCAGAUUGGCCUGUACUUGGUAAGAAGUUGAAGGGAGAUUCCAAAAAGGUUAAAGCGGCACUUCCUAAUGUGACAUCAGAGGAAGCUAAGAAGUUUGCCAAUUCAGGGAAAAUCACUGUUGAUGGCAUUGAUCUUGUCCAUGAAGAUUUACAAAUCUUGAAAGGUUUAGGCGAAGGUGCCGACGGAUUAGAGUGUCGUUCAUUCCAAGAAACAUUAGUGUUGUUGGACACAAACUUGCAUGCUGAAUUGGAAAGCGAAGGAUUGGCCAGGGAACUUCUUAAUCGUAUUCAAAGAUUGAGAAAAAAAGUUGGUCUCAACUCAACUGAUGAUGUCGUUGUUGGAUAUCAACUAGUUGAUGACAAGAUGAAUUUCAAGGAUGUUGUGAAAUCAAAUGAAGAUUUGAUUCUCAAGACAACUACAUUCCCAUUGAAAGAAGUUCAAGAGAAUGACACUGAUGCAAUUGUAACCGAGGAACAAAAGAUCAAUGAUACCAUAUUCAAGUUGCUGUUAUUUAAAAUGGAGUAA
Lodderomyces oxycetoniae is the source of this 3267-nucleotide messenger RNA. It is a transcript of the gene ILS1, whose product is annotated as isoleucine--tRNA ligase. Bases 1 to 3267 code for a protein of 1088 amino acids. Gene Ontology annotation, molecular function: tRNA binding; isoleucine-tRNA ligase activity; aminoacyl-tRNA deacylase activity. NCBI's taxonomy places the organism in Eukaryota, Fungi, Ascomycota, Pichiomycetes, Serinales, Debaryomycetaceae. The record is from RefSeq and is a predicted model, not a curated record. Gene Ontology annotation, biological process: isoleucyl-tRNA aminoacylation. The transcript has a single exon.